GUUAUCCUUUCUUCGUCCUCUUCUUUUUUCUUCUUCUAACUUGCUCAGCCGCCGGCGCCCCUGUAGGUUAAAAAUCGAUAAUGUGAAAACAUUUUUCUCAUAUCGAUUUUUAAUUUAUGUUUCUUCCGUUUGCAGUCUCAUCUACCUUGGUCGCUGGUCGAAUUCUCCCCGCCGCAGCGUCCCGUUGAAGUGAGGGAUUUUGGAACACGUCUCCGGCAUCGAUCCAUCAGGUAGGUGGUUUUUCUAGCUUCUCCCUUCUCUUAUUUCUUCUUGUCCUGCUUUCCUUCCUCGCCAUGCCCUCGUCGGUGAAUUUUGUUUAUUCUAUUUUGCGUUUCCAUUCCCAUUUGUUCAUUGCUUGUUGUUAGGGUUGGUUGUUCAGCCACAACAACCAAUGGCCGAUAAGUUUGAAAGAUUUGUAGUAUUUUACAUUGUAGAUUGUCCUCUAGGUUUUAUUUUGAAGCUCCUUCUGUUAGAUUUAAAAUAUGCUUUUGUAUAUUUUUACACAUUGAGUCAUAUAUUUGGAAGUCUGAUGUUUUGUUAGAAGCAAACUCUGGUAUUGCGUGAUCCACCAUGUUGGUGAUGUGUUUGUAACACAGAUACUGAAAAUUCAUUUAGCCAGCAAAGUGCAGCACUUUUGAAUUUUUUACAUUGUUACUGUAUACAAUUGUGCCAAGUGAAUUUAUCGAUUAAGUUAAGUGUGAUGUUUUGUGCUGUUUGGUUUAGGAAUUUGGGCAUCCUACAUUAUGAUAAAUAUAUGUGAAAUUCCAAUGGUGUAUGGUUCUGUUUCAAUUUUCAUGAAGAUAUGACAGCUUCUCUGUUUGUGUAAUUGUAUUGCAUUUCAGUCAUAAUAUCUGGGAAAGAGUGCUUGUGUUGUGGAUUUUUUGGAUUUGAAAUUUUUCGGAUGGAAAAAGGGUUUUUGGAUAUUAUGUUUUGAAUAGAAAAUAGGUGUCGGAUGUGAUAAUUAAAUAGAGGGAAGAAGAUUAUUUUAGUAUAGAUUAUAUGAUGCAACAAGAUUUUUUUAUUUUUUUUAAAAAAAACCAAAGUGCACACACAAGCAAAGUUAAUAAAUACACUUUAUGAUUUGAUGGUUUUGUGAACUUUAUUUAUUUAUUGGUGUACCCUCCCAAGACUUUCACUCAUUUUAUCUUUUCAUUCUGCAAUAAUUGCAAUGAAGUACAAAAAUGAUCUAGCAACACUAUCCAAUAUAGAGUGCUUCUUUCCAAAACAACUUUGAAUUUUGUUAUUAUGUGUGGAUAUUUAAAUAAGUUUCAUUGGAUUCUACAGCAUAAUAUAUACAGAUUCAGACGCAUAUAUUGUUAGAUAAUGAUACAUACAUAUGCUGCAUAAUAUGAAUAUGAUAUCAUAUCUACACUCUAAGUAUUGGCUCCUUUGUCGGAACCAAUACCAUUUUUUUUGUUACUUGGUUGUAUGCGUCGAUUUGUCGGAAGCAACACCAUUUGGGCUAUUUUAACUGAAAAUGAGUGCAUAUUUAACUUGUGUUUUUUUACAGGAUACUAAAUUGUGGAGACAAAAGUGUGCAGUGUGAAUUCAGGAUAAGCAACAUUGAGUUUAACGGAAGAUGGAUAGGAGUUGGAUAGACGAUGCGAACCAUAUCUCGGCUCAAUAUUUGGAUGGGGUCAGGGCUUUCUUAGAUUUCGCAUUUAAAGAUCGUAGCUCUGAAUCUUGCAUCUAUUGCCCCUGUACAUCUUGCGGAAAUCGCUUAACAAAAUCUCGUAGAGAUGUCUUGCUCCAUUGUAUUCGUUAUGGAUUCGACCAAACCUACAAGGUUUGGACUUGCCACGGAGAAGGAGAGGUGAACCCUGCUGUUGCAAACGACAACAUGCCAAUGCGUUGGGAGGAGGAACUAGAACUUCUAUUGCGAGAGUGUGCAUAUACAGAGCACACCGAUCCGGGGCCCAGUGGAAAUGAACCUCAUAGGGAUGACGAAAAUGAACAUAUACAUCAUGGCAGUAAGGGGUAUAGAAAGAUGUUAGAAGAUGUAGAGAAAGAGCUCAUACCAGGGUGCAAGAAGAUGAGUAGACUCUCGUUUAUCGCACGGCUUUUGCACUUGAAGGUUUUGUGCCACUGGUCUAAUAAUUCUAUUGAUUUGCUGUUAGAGCUGUUACGGGAUGCACUUCCAGACGAUGUUGUCCUUCCGAAGAACUUCUAUGAGGCUAAUAAGCUGACCAAGGACUUGGGGUUCACAUGCAAGACUAUCCAUGCGUGCAUCAACAAUUGCAUGUUGUUUACCGGGGAAGAUGUUGACCGUGAGGUUUGUGUUGUGUGUGGGGAAAAGCGAUUUACACAGGGUAAAGAUAGAUCUCCAGUGAAGAAGUUAAGGUACUUUCCAUUAAUUCCGCGAUUGCAGCGAUGGUACGUAUCUUCCAAAACUGCAUCUUCUAUGAGAUGGCAUGCCGAAGGGCGUGUAGACGAUGGCAAGAUGCGUCAUCCAGCAGAUAGUCCUGCGUGGAAGAGUUUCGAUCAUCGGUACCCGACGUUCUCUGAGGAGAUUCGCAACGUACGCCUCGGUCUGGCCACUGACGGUUUCAACCCUUUUGGGAAUAUGAGUGUGAGUUAUAGUAUUUGGCCCGUCGUACUUGUGAUAUAUAACCUACCUCCGUGGCUGUGCAUGAAGCAACCAUCGUUCAUCCUCUCUACGAUUAUAGACGGCCCGCAUGGCCCGGGGGAUCGGAUUGAUGUCUUCCUUCAACCUUUGAUCGAUGAGCUUAAGGAGCUUUGGUAUGAUGGUGUUCGGACGUACGAUGCGAGUACUAAGGAGGAUUUCCAGAUGCGAGCUGCAUUGCUGUGGACUAUUAGUGAUUUUCCCGGUUACGGUAUGUUGUCAGGGUGGCCGACUCGUGGGGCGAAUGCAUGCCCUGUUUGUGGUUUAAAAACUCAUUCCAGAUACCUGAAAAAUGGACAUAAGUAUAGCUAUUGCGGGCAUCGACGGUUCCUGCCGGCUGGGCAUAGAAUGCGCUUUGAUAAACAUGCAUUUGACGGUUCGAUGAGCUUUGACGGAAAGCCUUCUCGCUUGACCGGCGCUGAACUUCUGCAGCAGCUUCAGGAUAUGCCUACUGAGUAUCGUACGGUUGACUUGAUUGAGAAACGCAUUGCACAGGGGUCUCGCAAGCGUCGCCGGGGGGUGGACGGGCAGCAACAGGUGUGGAAAAAAAAGAGCAUAUUCUUUCAGCUCCCUUAUUGGUCUGAGAAUGAGGUACGUCACAACCUCGACUUGAUGCACAUUGAAAAGAAUGUGUGUGAGAAUGUACUUUGA
This is a messenger RNA of Andrographis paniculata, 3274 nucleotides long. RefSeq lists its product as uncharacterized. The transcript is spliced from 3 exons. Lineage: Eukaryota; Viridiplantae; Streptophyta; Magnoliopsida; Lamiales; Acanthaceae. The record is from RefSeq and is a predicted model, not a curated record. Bases 1580 to 3274 code for a protein of 564 amino acids.